GUUAUGCUCUGAUUUAAAUCAAAUUUUGCAUAUAAACUCCUUUUUGCGAAAGGAAACAUCUGGCGAUUUUUGGCGAUUCAAAAAAAAUUUGUUUACCAUUUUGAUGUUAUUACCUACCUUCCCAACAGUCGAUUCUUCAGUAAAAAUAUGUUGGAUUAGGUUGUAUACUGUCUACAUGGAAAUACAGUCUGAGUACUUAGGUUGGGUUAGUUUAUUAUUAUUAUGUGUUUGGAACAAUUCGCCAAUUACACUGCUCUGUGUCGGCAAGGUAGGGAAUGACAUCAAAAUGGUAACCAAAUUUUUCUCGAAUCGCCAAAAUCCAUUUUCACAGAUAUUUCUUUGUGCAAAAUGGAGCUUAAUUGCAAAAUUUGGCCUGAAUCGGAGCAUAACGGUUUUCUCUGUUACUUGCCCAGCAUCGGGUCCUAUCUUACCGACAGUUAUCUGAAGCUUGGUGCAAUAACAAAACUUUUCUACAAAAUAUAUAAUAUUUUAUGCAUUCUGAUGAUUUUACAAUUAUUAAAUAUAAAUGUCUCGAAUCAGUAAAUAUUGUCAACAAGUUAGGCGAGAUUUGACGGCAAAUAUUUUGUUUUGAAUGUUAUUAAAACAGUUAUUCGUUUGAGAAAAAUCUGGCAAAAAUUAACAAGGAUAUAAACUCAGAAUUUUCAAUAUGUUUCUGCGAGCGCGCUAUGAAAGAGAAACCGGGCAUUGGGAAGGUCUCCCCAACAACAGAAUUCAAUAAAUCUAGAAACGGCCACCAGAGGCAGUAGUAUCGCUGCAUGCCGAAAGUUUCCGACCAAUGGCAGCUCUUGGUAACGAUGGCGGGAUAAAAGGUAGCAGUCUAUUGGUUAGGCAAUCGCCAAGGGAACUGUAGUGGGACAACGAAUAAACAGAUUUCAAAGUUUCGAAGUAGUCACACCGUAAGACAGGCAGAGGGUGAUUUGAUGUCCGCGUGCGUGUGUUUCCCGCGAAUGUUGCUUCGGAUGCGUGCGUUGCGAAGUUUUAAUGUUUCUAGUUUGUACGAUUCUGUUUGUCGCGUAGUUCCGAACGUUUGACACGCAAUGUCACUUCGAAAUAGCAAGCAUAGUUCCCAUGACAGUGUUGAUAGUGGUUAUUUGACUCUUACUCCUCGUUCCGGUGCGUACACGCCGAUACUUUCUGGAUACAGAUCUCGAGUAUCAUGUAUAUCGUCGAAAAGGCAUCCCAGAGUUCGCGUAGACCCGCUUCAGUCAGAACGGGCUCAGAGGCAUCGAUCAAAAUUGAAUUACCUCUUAAAUACGUCGGAAUUCGAGUAUACCGCGCCGGAGAGUUCCGAAAGGGAAAGUUUCUCUCAGGAGACAUCAAGUUUCAGCGAUGAUCGACCGAGUUUAAGUAUCGAACAAUCGAGUUCGGAAUUAACUAAUCAAAGUAGUACGGAGUGCCAUGAAUUCGAGGAUGGAUUUCGGCGUAGAACCCGUCGAAGUUACAAGACGACAGUUCCCAUCACGCCAGCUUCGACGAGAUUGCAACUUCUUUCGCCACCCCCGUCACCGGCGGUGCCUUCUCCGUUCAUAGCCUCCGAGCCCAUUGAGAAAGAUAUGGAAAUGAAGCUAGUCAACGUGCCUCAAAGCACACCCCAGGUAACCACUUCGCCUAGACGAAAAACACCACCACCGACUCCGCGUAUCGUUAUUUCGCCAACCUGUCGGAAAGCUAGUCCCACGAUUAGUUCGGCGGACAAUCAGAAAUUAAGCAAGCUCUCUAUUAAGGAUCUUUCUGCCAUUGCCGAAAUUAAGCCAAAGAGGUUGGACUUCAGUCAUCGUGCCAUAUCUGUUGCAUUAUACCGUACAAGGGCCACACCAGACUAUACUGGUAGAGAAACAGUUGAUAUAUUGGCGCUUCUUGGAGAGAAAAGCAAUCACUGGAGGAUAGUUUCAAAGAUAUUAUCUUACCUUGGACCGCAGGAUCUUUGCUCAAUCAGUAUGGUAUCCAAGACGUGGAGGAGGAUUUGUAUUAAUGACUCUAGAGCUAAUACGAAAAGACUGACCCAUAUAAUACUCAGGCAGAAUGUUAAAGAGAACUUGAAGUUAAUCAAAAAAUCAAAGAUGGAAGGAAACAUCCAAACAAGUCCCAAAAGCAGAUACGCCAGGAAAGGAUAUUUAUUAGAGGUACAGAAUCUUCUUCAGGCACAGGGGAACCAACGACCACCCAGUAGUCCACCAGUUUCUCCCAGUAAAGUGAAAUUCCACUCUUUUGUCAAGGCUAGUCGUACACUUGCACCCUGGGAACAUUUGUUACCCUGUCCAAAGUGUUCAUUCCCUUGUCACGUGGAUGGCGAGAAAAACGUGGGAACGUGUUCGAGGCAAGGUUGCUCAAUGGAAUUUUGCACCUUCUGUUCGUCGAGGCCGCACACUGGUCCUUGUAAAACACCCCUGUUAGCUACGCCGACCAAGAGGAACAAACGGCUGGUCGUCGGCUCGAGGCAGAGUAAACGGAAUCUCAGGAGAUUAUAAGCAUUCCCUAUUAAACGAAAUCAAACGUUGAUCGCAAGAAUGAAAGUUGUUAGAUGAAUCUUUUAUAAAUGCUGUCACUUUACUCUCUAAUGAAACGUUUUAGCGUAUCGUCGAGAAUUGUCAAAUAGAAUCGUUCGAAUUAAUUUAAUUUAAUUUUGUUGCGAAGCGUAGUAUUUCUUUGAGAGUUAGCAUCGUCGUCGUUGUCGUUCGUUCAACAUGCUUUCCAAUGAAACGUGUAUGUAUGGACGAACGAUUAAUUUGCGUUUAAUAUUUUAUAUGUUUUAAAGUUGUGUACAAAUUUGUGGGAUUGAAAAAUGAAAAAAACCGAUUCAAAGUUAUAAUGGAUCGAUUGAUCGAGAUUUCUAAGUUCAUUAUAAUUUUGAUAUUACGAUACAAUCGCCGCAAGUUGAUUUUAACAACUAAUAGGAAACCAAUUAUUGGUAAUAAUUAGUGAUAACCGAAAUCAAACGACGCUUCUCCUUUCUCUCUACGUUACCCUUUUUGGGAGCCAUACUUUAUUUUUUACCAAUGUUUUUAGUACUCUAGUACGCCACUUUGGUUCUUUGUGCCAUCGUUUUUAAAGUUUUAAGGAAGAGAUUAACUCGGCAAUAAUUAAUCAAAAGGAAAAGUGUACAAGUACAAAUAUACAGCGUUAAUAUUAACCCUUUUACCACGGAAGACCACUGGACCAACUAUUCACAAACGUAACUUCAAUAUAAAGAAAUAUAAUAAACAGUGGUCGUCCGGCGAAAUUACAAGAAAUUAUUAAAAUCACAAAUUUCUGGUUAGAUAAUUAAAAUAAUUCAUAUAGAAAUGGUAAAUUACCUGAUGCGACAAACAAAUAUUUUUUUACAUAGCGAAUUACACAUUCGCGGAUUAUUUUUCUAUUUAAUGAUAGUAUUUAAAGAAAAGGGUUAAUACCGAAUAACAUAGUUUAGAGUAACUCAAGAUAUUAGCAGCUAAACGUUUAUUUAAAAAGUGCAAGAAAUAACAAGUAGUUCCUCGUUACAUGCGUAGCAUUCACAUUCCUUCGUUUAUUAUUUUUAUUUUUAUAAUUACUCGUUUAUGCGAAUUGUAGAUACCUCGAUUAAAUAUUAAUUUCUUUGAAAGAAUACCAAAUUUAUCGAUCAAUCAAAACUUAUCUCCUAAUUCGUCGCCGAUUAAAUUUAAUAAUUUAAUUAAAAGAUGAAUGUUUAUAGUAAUUCAAAUUUAUGGGUGUCUGAAAAAGAUUGUAGUAUUAUAGAAUUACUUUAUUUUGUAAUAUUUUUCGUUUAGGUAUUCAAUAUCUUGCCACUUUUUAUACGUAAUUCGUCUCUAAUUAAACAUAGAAUCGAGAAACGCGAUUCUUUUUUACAAUGUCCAUUUUCAAUUUUUAAAUAUAAGACCAUGUAUUAAUUGUUUGUAACAAUUGCAAGAGCAGGAUGAGAUUUGGCAAAAUAAUAAGUAAGUGUGAAUAUUUUGGUUGUUUAAAUUAUGAAAUUGAAAAAAAGAAUUCACCACUAUAAUGUAUUAGCAAAAGAAAGAUUACAUAUUGUAAAAUUAUUGUAAUUUUGAAAACAAUUACUCUAAUCUGCUUUAGUUUCUAUUUUGCUCUCUUAUCAUCCUUCUCAAAAACUAUGUUUUAUUUUUCGAUAAUAUUUUUAGUAUUAUAGCAGGCCAAUUUCAGGUGCCAUUUUAUUAAAGUUUGAAAUUUAUUUUUAUUUUUUAUAUUUUAAUUUCUACCGAUCUAGAAUCUUUAACGUUGUAGCGUUUGUAUUUAUUCAGAAUGUAAAUGUGAAUUUUCAUGUGGCUUUUAAAUCAAAUUUACGUCCUGCAAAAAAUUAAUGUAAUCCAUUUCUACGAAAAUUUUAACCCAAACAACGUUCAAUUAUUACGAUAUAAUUGUAAAUUGUUUUUAAAAUUAACGAAGAAACGUGAGUGCGACCCGUAUACGAGAAGAAAACGAAUGGGAACUGUUCGUCUUCUUGUGAUUUUCGUAUUUUUGAUUUCUGCUAAAUAGACGUUUAGUUGUUAGUAUCUUUAGUGCCCCUCAACUGUCCCAUCCCACAUAAAUUAUAGAAAUAUGUUCGAACCUGUUUUGUAUAGCAGUUAGACUUAUUACCAUUGUGCCUUAUAUUUGUGCUUCCAAUGGAAGUAUAUGUAAGAAAAUAGUAUGUAGAAAAUACCAAAACCUUCAACACGGUUUUCUCGCUAAAGUUUCAGUAUUGCGUACUAGAUAUUUUAGUAUAACUAUUAUGUACGGUGCGAAUUAGAUAUACAUUUUGAGCUGCGUUUGUUAUUUUCUUAAAGCAAUGAGCUUCUUCUAUCAAUUUAAAAAAUUAUGUUCUUUGUAAAAAAACAAAAAAAAAAACAAAAAAGAAGGAAAAAAGAAGUGUAUAAGUUUGUUAAUUUCAACAUGCUUAUUGUCUAAGAAUGUGAAGAUGAAGAAUUAAAUACGUUUUACUUUUAA
Messenger RNA from Osmia bicornis bicornis, 4938 nucleotides. RefSeq lists its product as uncharacterized. Gene Ontology annotation, cellular component: nucleus. Lineage: Eukaryota; Metazoa; Arthropoda; Insecta; Hymenoptera; Megachilidae. The record is from RefSeq and is a predicted model, not a curated record. The coding region runs from base 1059 to 2489 and encodes 476 amino acids. Gene Ontology annotation, molecular function: protein binding. Gene Ontology annotation, biological process: regulation of mitotic nuclear division; negative regulation of meiotic nuclear division. The transcript has 2 exons.